UUAUAUAAAGACAUAAUGUGCACCCUCCACCUUAUCAAACAUAAAAGUCAAUCAAAGGCAUAUUCCUCUUCUUCUCAUAAGCCUUUUUUCCACAUUCAGAUUCAAGAAUCCAUGGCGAUCAAGAAGCUCCUCUUCGCUUCACUUCUAAUAUGCUCCAUGAUCCAAUCCAGUCAUGGUGCUACCAAAGAGAGACUAUUCACCGACCUGGAGAAAGGUGCACUUGAGAUCACCGCUACACCCAGCAGAACUGGAGAAGGUGUCGUUUUGGCUGCCGGAAUUGAUAAGUUGAGCAUUACAUGGAAGGUAAGCUCGACGGCUACAAAGGAGCCUGAAUUUAAGACAAUUAAAGUAAAGCUAUGCUACGCUCCGAUCAGCCAAGUGGACCGACCAUGGCGCAAGACGGAAAAUGAGCUCUUCAAGGACAAGAGUUGCCCACACAAGAUCUCUUCAUUUUCUUAUGACCCCACUGUCAAAACCGCUCAAUCAUUCGACUAUACCCUCGAGCGCGACAUCCCUACAGGGACCUACUACGUUCGUGCCUACGCAGUUGAUGCCAAGGACCACGAAGUUGCCUUUGGACAGAGCACAAACCAGGACAAGACAACCAAUCUCUUCAGCGUUCAGGCUAUUAGUGGCCGCCACAAAUCCUUAGAUAUUGCCUCUGUCUGUUUCAGCGUCUUCUCCGUCGUGGCUCUGCUCGUCUUCUUUGUUAACGAAAAGAGGAAGGCCAAGAUAGAGCAAAGCAAAUGAGCCACGUUAGCGUAAUUGCGAUGUUCAACAAAAAAGGCGUUGACUUUAAAUUAUCUUUUUCUAUCAUUGCUUUUGUUUUGUUGCGUUUUUUUUUUUGCUAAAACAAGCUUACUUCUUUCUUCUUCUUUCUUCUUUUCUUUGUACCUUUACUUGCGUGUUUGUAUCGUUAUAUAAGUCACUAAUGUGGGACCAAAAAGAAACUAAUCCUACGGUGUGAUGUGUUAUGUGUUUUCUAAAUUCUUAUUACAAAAAUUUGAUAUAUCGAUAUAAACUUUGUUUGAUGGUUCUGGAUAAA
This is a messenger RNA of Brassica napus (rape), 1045 nucleotides long. RefSeq names its product high-affinity nitrate transporter 3.1-like. Gene Ontology annotation, cellular component: plasma membrane. Gene Ontology annotation, molecular function: nitrate transmembrane transporter activity. The record is from RefSeq and is a predicted model, not a curated record. The transcript has 2 exons. Lineage: Eukaryota; Viridiplantae; Streptophyta; Magnoliopsida; Brassicales; Brassicaceae. Gene Ontology annotation, biological process: nitrate transmembrane transport; response to nitrate. The coding region runs from base 16 to 750 and encodes 244 amino acids.